Molecule: messenger RNA, 5995 nt
Organism: Equus quagga
Lineage: Eukaryota; Metazoa; Chordata; Mammalia; Perissodactyla; Equidae
Gene: ZNRF3
Product: zinc and ring finger 3
Exons: 8
Coding region: 1-2517 (838 amino acids)
Biological process (GO): negative regulation of canonical Wnt signaling pathway; Wnt receptor catabolic process; ubiquitin-dependent protein catabolic process
Molecular function (GO): frizzled binding; ubiquitin protein ligase activity
Source: RefSeq, a predicted model, not a curated record
AUGCACCCACUGGGCCUGUGUAAUAACAAUGACGAAGAGGACUUGUAUGAAUAUGGCUGGGUAGGAGUGGUGAAGCUGGAACAGCCAGAGUUGGACCCGAAACCAUGCCUCACUGUCCUGGGCAAGGCCAAGCGAGCAGUGCAGCGGGGAGCCACGGCAGUCAUCUUUGAUGUGUCUGAAAACCCAGAAGCUAUCGACCAGCUAAAUCAGGGCUCGGAAGACCCGCUCAAGAGGCCAGUGGUGUAUGUGAAGGGUGCAGAUGCCAUCAAGCUGAUGAACAUUGUCAACAAGCAGAAAGUGGCUCGAGCGAGGAUUCAGCACCGCCCUCCCCGACAACCCACUGAAUACUUUGACAUGGGGAUUUUCCUGGCUUUCUUCGUCGUGGUCUCCUUGGUCUGCCUCAUCCUCCUUGUCAAAAUCAAGCUGAAGCAGCGACGCAGUCAGAAUUCCAUGAAUAGGCUGGCCGUGCAGGCUCUGGAGAAGAUGGAAACCAGAAAGUUCAACUCCAAGAGCAAGGGGCGCCGGGAGGGGAGCUGUGGGGCCCUGGACACGCUCAGCAGCAGCUCCACGUCCGACUGUGCCAUCUGCCUUGAGAAGUACAUCGACGGAGAGGAGCUGCGGGUUAUCCCUUGUACUCACCGCUUUCACAGGAAGUGCGUGGACCCAUGGCUGCUGCAGCACCACACCUGCCCCCACUGUCGGCACAACAUCAUAGAACAAAAGGGAAACCCAAGCACCAUGUGCGUGGAGACCAGCAACCUCGCACGCAGCCGGCAGCAGAGGGUGAUCUUGCCAGUGCACUACCCUGGCCGCGUGCACAGGACCAACGCCAUCCCAGCCUACCCUACAAGGACAAGCAUGGACUCCCAUGGGAACCCCGUCACACUGCUGACCAUGGACCGGCACGGGGAGCAGAGCCUCUAUUCGCCACAAACCCCCACCUACAUCCGCAGCUACCCACCCCUCCACCUGGACCACACCCUGGCCCCUCACCGCUGUGGCCUGGAGCACCGGGCCUAUUCGCCAGCCCACCCCUUCCGCAGGCCCAAGUUCAGCGGCCGCAGCUUUUCCAAGGCAGCUUGCUUCUCCCAGUAUGAGACCAUGUACCAACACUACUACUUCCAGGGCCUCAGCUACCCUGAGCAGGAGGGUCAGGCCGCACCCAGCCUCGCUCCCAGGGGCCCUUCCCGUGCCUUUCCCCCGAGUGGCAGCAGCAGCCUGCUCUUCCCCACUGUGGUGCACAUGGCCCCGCCCUCCCACCUGGAGAGUGGCAGCACAUCCAGCUUUAGCUGCUACCACGGCCAGCGCUCGGUGUGCAGCGGCUACCUGGCCGACUGCCCGGGCAGUGACAGCAGCAGCAGCAGCAGCAGCUCUGGCCAGUGCCACUGCUCCUCCAGUGACUCCAUGGUGGACUGCACUGAGGUCAGCAACCAAGGCGUGUACGGGAGCUGCUCCACCUUCCGCAGCUCCCUCAGCAGCGACUAUGACCCCUUCAUCUACCGCAGCCGGAGCCCCUGUCGCACCAGUGACGUGGGGGGCUCGGGCACCUCUGGCUGGGGGCCUGUCAUGCGCCUUGAGGGCUCCCUGCCACCUGAGGAGCUCCUGGCAGCCCACAGUCCAGGCGCUGGGCAGGGAGAGCCUUGGCCUGGCCCUGCCUCUCCCGCGGGGGACCGGCUGUCCACCUGCAGCCUCGAGAUGGACUACAGCAGCAACUCCUCCCUGGAGCACAGGGCGCCCAAUAGCUCUACCUCAGAAGUGGGGCUCGAGGCUUCUCCUGGGGCCGCCCCAGACCUCAGGAGGACCUGGAAGGGGAGCCGUGAGGGGCCCUCGUGUGCCUGCUGCUGCGAGCUCCAGCCCUCCGCACUGGAGCCCAGCGUAGGAGGAGCGGGGGGCAGCACCUUGUUCCUGGGCACCCCGCUCUGUGAGGGCUGUGGCCCCACAGGUGGGGAGUCACAGCCGGGAAGCUCCCAGGGCCUAUAUGGCCUUCACCCAGACCAUUUGCCCAGGACAGAUGGGGUGAAAUAUGAGGGCCUGCCCUGCUGCUUCUAUGAAGAGAAGCAGGUGGCCCAUGGUGGCGGAGGGGGCAGCGGCUGCUACACUGAGGACUGCUCGGUGAGCGUGCAGUACACGCUCGCCCAGGAGGCCCCGCCCAGCUGCCACCCAGGGGCCCGGGACCUGAGCCAGCGCAUCCCCAUCAUUCCAGAGGAUGUGGACUGUGAGUUGGGCCUGUCCUUGGACUGCCAUGGAACCCACGGCCUUGGCCCUUGGGGUGGGACGCCGGGCCUGGACGCCCUGUGGCCCCACAGGGGUCUGGGAGCAGCUCAGGAAGAAGAGCGGGUUCUGUGCUGCCAGGCCAGGGCACCGCUGCCCCCUGGAUGUCUCCUGGAGGAGGCAGGGGCCACCAGGGCCAACUUACCCGGUGCCUCCCAGGACACUCAGGAGUCCAACGCCACAGCCACUGAGGCUGCAGGACAGAGAUCUCACCCAGCAGAAGGUGGCGGCAGCCCGGGUGCCUGAGCCCAGAAGGAACUCUUAUGUGGAAAUGGGAACUGCACGGAGACUCCAAAUUCUGACUUCCUUCAGAAAAAACAGAAAAUUUUUGUAGCUUUGACAAACACACAAAAGUGGUAAUAAAGAGAGCCCUCCUUCUCAACCCAAAAUGUGAGCCACCUGUGGCAAACCCUCCCCCCACAAUUAACAAACCAACAGACACAAUUCUCUGAGUCCUUUGCCUCUUUUGAUAACAUGUUAUUCUUCUGUUUUGUAAAGUGUGUGUGCUUGGGGUUCCGAGGUGUGUGGGAUUGAAUUCUCUGCUUUGUUUUUUAAGAUAUUAUAUGUAAAUGUAAAAAGUUAUUUAAAUAUAUAUUUUAAAGAACCCUAACCGCCAACUUUUGCUGAAAAAAAAAAUCACUGCUGCAUUAAUUGAACCACACCAUGUGUAGAUACUGUUGUCUCCCCGGAGGGAGCUCAGGCCUUUGAAAAGCUCAGGGCUACACCUGCCUUAGAAAAUGAACCAGAAACUUGAAGUAAAGCUAGUUGAUAUGGGUACAAACUCUGAGGAACAAUGCAAUGCUGCCUCUUUCUUUCUCGUGGCAAAUCCCAACGUACAAACUUUCAGGUUUCCUGGGAAGCCAUGCCCCUCCAGCCCACACCUUUAGGCAGCUGAUGGAAACAGCUAGGAAUAGGGCGGAAGGUCUGCAGCACUGGGGAGCCGGGAGGAGCCAUUGCUACAUAAGCCCCAUGGUGACAGGGACGCUUCUGCCCAGUGUCCUCAGUCUGUCCCCUCGGGUCAUCGUUCUAAGUAAAAGGACAAUUCACAAUCCUGAUCUUGGGCUUCCUACCACUGGCUGCAGAAAUGGUUUGACGGGGUGUGUGGGGACAAACACCCAGGAGGAAUGUACUUUUGCGGCCUUGGUGUCCGAUGGGGCUGGGAGAGAGCGCUCUCGUAACCCGGAGAAGGGACGGAGGGCGCGCCGGAGCGUGCCUCUGCGCAUGCGUCUGUGUGGGCGCAGCCACGCCCCUCGGCUGCUCAGGCCUCGGGCUGCCUUCCUGGGGGCGCAAGGCUGGGACCCCGCGGGGUCUGCGCGAGCUCCGCUUGAAGAUACGGUUCCCAUCCCACUUCGCCACCGAAGCACCGCUUCAGGGUUAUUCAGGCCUCUGCCUCAUGGCUGAAAGUGUGCAUCUCGCCUGCAAAUGUCUACUAUCCUUUUUACCUAAUGCACUAUUAUGUUUUGGUUUUCCAUGAGACAGAGAAAGAGACUAUCAGAUAGUUUAGACCCAAAGGGUAGGUUUUUGUAUAUUUUUCCAGCCUUUUGUUGUUGUUUUUUAAGAGGGAGGGAGAGUUAAAAACCCAAACCAUUUCUUUUUAAAGAUGUUUCCAUUUUAAAAGGGAGAAUCUAUUUAAAGCUAUUUCAGAUCAGGGAUUGUCAUCCUUUUUGUCCAAUGUAUUUCUUGUUCUAAAAAAAUUUUUUUUAGAAGAAACUAAUCACAUUAGCCUUGUGCUUGCUGACUCUUCUGGUCACUUUUAUUUAUUCAUUUAUUCAGCAGAUAUUGUCAUCUGAAAUGCUCAUAUGCGGAGUAGGAACAUUUCGACCUGGCCCCCUGUAGGUGGGGAAAUAGAGAUCGUGGGUUGCCAGGCAACUGUGAUGACUCCUCCGGUAAGGCUCAGGGGAAGUCAGCCCAGGGUCCAGACCAGAACGUUUUGAAUGAGAAUCUCACUGUAUCAGAAUCCUUUUUUCUUAAAAACUCCAGCUUAUGAUGAGGAAAUUUGCCUACUUCUAGCCAAGAUUUGACAAAGAAAUUCUAGCGUCAAAUGAUUGAGCCUUUUGCCAUUUAGGAACUCACUGUGGUAAGAUUUGUCCUCCAGCCUCAGUAGCGCAGUCUCUUGGGGGCGGCCCCCCGACCUCCUCACCGCCCCCGGGCUGUGCCCAGCACACCUGUUGGCCAGGGUGUGAGAAGCCCUAAGCUGUUGCCAUGUGAUCUGGGCUGCCUUUAUUUCUCAGGCCAGGAGGAGCAGCUGCUGAGGACAACAGCUUGCAUUACAUGGGUUUAGGGAAGGGGUGGGGAGUAUGGCUUCUAACAUGAACUGCAAAAAACAGCUUCUCAUUGUUGAGAUUUUUUUUGUUGUUUGUGGUUUUGUUUUUUUUUGUUUUUAAUGCCUUUGAGGGCAUAUUAUUUUCCUUGUCUGAAACCAUACCCCCAAAGUGGCUUUCUUUAGCCCAGGCUGGAAAACUGCUCAACAGCCUUAAGCAAUAAAUAGAUGAGUAGAGAAUGUGACUUCAACUGGGCUUGUUAAAAUAAAUGUGUCUAAUUUUCAUUUGAAAGAGCAACAACUACGGAUGGCAAAAGAAGCACAUUUAACUUUUGUAGUUUACAGGGUGGUAGAAACAGAAAAAUGAAACUUUAAAUAUCAGCCAUUGUCUUAAAUUUGUGUUGGCUCGCUAGACAGGGAGGUCACCAGGAUAUAGUAACCAACUAUAUUAAUGCCUCACCAUUCAAAUAAAAAGAAAUAUCUUCUUUGAAGUUGUAAAACUCCAGUAAUGAUGACAAAUAGCUUUUUUGUUGGCCUCUCCGUGGUGGGUGGGGGUUAUCUAGAGGUGGAAACUGGGAGCAUAGCAUUUUCCAUUGAGAACCACCCCCCCAGCCAGAGUGGGAGUGGGACUGCUGGGCGUGGUCCCGUGGCCCAGCCCUGGGUGUAGGACAGCCACGUAAACUGACCAGUGCUACCAACCAGUUUAAAAUGGGAGUUUGGGAGUUCUGAUCAACAAGGUACCUCUUUGUGGUAGACACAGCCCCAGUGUGCUGGCUUUAAUUCGCUCAGUCUCUUCACCUCUCUUCUGAACCCAAGCCAUUUUAUAAAGCUCCAUCUGCUGUCCCAGCGCUCAGACCCUCCCUCAUGUGCUGCUAGUUUCUACUCAAAGUUCAUGCAGGACUAAUGCUUUUAAAAUGAGGUCUGAAAAAUAAUUACUAAUCAAGAGUAUUAUUUUUUAAACAGAACUGCCUUUUUCUAUUCUUUAUAUAAACUCUAUUGUGUUGGUCUAACAAGGCACUAUUUUAAAAUGUUUUAAAAAAAUUUCUCCCAUAGCACUUAAAAGAUAUUUUGUAAAGACUUUGCUGUAAAGAUUUUGUAAUAAAAUGGUCUAAGGGCUCCUUCUCUGACAUUACCAUUUUUAAAAAAUGUUUUAAAGGCUAGAAAACAACUUAUGUAUAUUCUGUAUAUGUAUGGCAGCACAUUUCAUUUAUGGAAAUAUGUUCUCAGAAUAUUUAUUUACUAAUAUAUUUAUCUUAAGCCAUGUCUUAUGUUGAGAGUGUGACAUUGUUGGAAUAAUCAUUGAAAAUGACUAACAUGAGGCCCUGUAAAUACAUGAUAAUUGCACACAGAUUUUACGUAUUUGCCGACCAAAAAUGAUUUAAAACAAGUUGUAGUCUUCUAUGGUUUUGUAACAAAUUGUACAAAUGACUGUAAAAAAAAUACAAUUUUAUCAAGUAUGUGUUA